AUGAAAGUUGAAGCAGGCCCGAUCGGCUUUCCCUCGACGGGAGCCAUGUACUUCCGCGAGUCAGCCAUGGACAAAGGCCUCAUGAGGUUGGCUCGACUGUUGGGCCUGGCUCCGUAUGUACAAAUUGGAAGGAAAAUCACACAACCUCGUUGGCUGUACUGGUACAGCAUUGGAGUCACAGUCAUUCCAAGUCUCGGUGCCUUGCUCUUCUUGAUAGGCGAAGGAACUGCAUUUAUUCAGCAUGCCAGAAGGCAUCUUUCAAUGGCUGAAGUGGUGAUAACCAUCGGCCACGGCAUCAUGGCCUUGGGGUUGAUUCUGAGUCGCUUGUUUAUCGUUCGGCGUCAGUACCCGCAGCUGCAGCGAGUUCUUAUACAACCGAUGAUUCUCACAGAGGCGUUUAGGACCCCUCAAAGAGGCGCGCUUCUGGUGUUUUGCCCGGACCUGGCCAGAACCCUUGCCUAUUUCGUAGUGAUGCCCUGCGUUUACGCUUCCGGAAUAUUGAGUGCUUGGUAUAUGGUGCUCUCAAUGAUGCUGGCUUGUGAACAGCUUUUGGAGUCAGCAGAGCUGAUGCUUUUCAUGUUUUUACUGGAUACUUUGGCACAUAACUACAAACGUCUCAACGAAGAACUCUCCCACUUGAAACAAUUUAAAGAAAGAGGACGGAAUAUCUCGGAAGAAAUCUUGCAGGGUUUGGGGUCGGUAGUCAACUUCUUUGUCUUAAUCCUGCAGAUGCGGGAAGUUAAGAUCGUCUCGAAGCCGGUGCUCGAAGGGGCCAACAAUACCUCAUCUAACUGA
Messenger RNA from Thrips palmi, 795 nucleotides. RefSeq lists its product as uncharacterized. Bases 1 to 795 code for a protein of 264 amino acids. The record is from RefSeq and is a predicted model, not a curated record. The transcript has 4 exons. Lineage: Eukaryota; Metazoa; Arthropoda; Insecta; Thysanoptera; Thripidae.